UCCUCCCGUCCACAAAUCCUCCUUCAGACCCGCACCCAUUCUCCCUCCCCCUUUACCCUCUCCCUCUCUCUCUCUCUCUCCUCCUCCACCAUUUUCCCUCUCUCCCCCACCGUCCAACCCUAAUUCAGCCAUGAAAAACAGCGCAAAAGCUCUCCAACCCAUCAAAUCACUGCAUUCACCUCAUCCAACCAAAACCUAACCGAUCUCCCCGAAAUAAUCACAAACAAUUAAUGGCGACUUCGUCCUCCGUCCCGGCGACGAAAUCCAUCCCCAAUCCCGGCGGCGCAGGAUCCGUGUCCCAAGGUGGCCGUAAGGAGACCGGCGCAAGUUCCGGCCAGAGCGUAAAAUUCGCCCAUCGGACACCUAGCGGCCGCUACGUUAGCCUCUCCCGCGACGAAAUCGAGCUCUCCGGCGAUUACGUGAGCUUGAGCUUUAACAUUCCGCCGACGCCCGAUAACCAGCCCAUGGCGGAGGCCGCGGAUGCCGAAUCCAUGGCCGUGAAAGCCGAGGAACAGUACGUGUCCAAUUCGCUUUUCACCGGCGGAUUUAAUAGCGUCACAAGGGCCCACCUCAUGGACAAGGUGAUCGACUCUGCGGUCACCCACCCUCAAAUGGCCGGCUCCAAAAGCUCCUCCUCCUGCGCCAUGCCCGCAUGCGACGGCAAGCUCAUGACCGACGAUCGCGGCAACGACAUCUACCCCUGCUGCUGCCGCUUCAAAAUAUGCGGCGAGUGCUACCUCGACGCCCUCAACGGCACCGGCAACUGCCCCGGCUGCAAAGAACCCUACCGCACAGCCGGGGAACACGGAGACACCACCCCCGCUCCGCCGCUACCAUCCCCAUCCAAAAAUCUAGAACACAACUUCCCCGAUAGAAGCAAAUCGCUGCUCUUCCGCCGCCAAACAGGGGACGAAGCUGAUUUUGAUCAAAACAGAUGGCUUUUCGAGACGCAGAGAACGUACGGGUACGGAAAUGCGUUCUGGCCGAAGGGCGGGGAGGAGGAGGAGGAUGAGGAAGAUGGUGGGGGUGGGAAGGGGAUGGGAGGGUGGGGAGAGGAGGGAAUGCCGGAGAUGAAUGAUAAGCCGUGGAAGCCGCUGACGAGGGUGGUUCCGAUGCCGGCGGCGAUAAUUCAGCCGUAUAGGUUGCUGAUGGUGGUGAGAUUCGCGGCAUUGUUUUUCUUCCUGGGGUGGAGGAUACAGCAUCCGAAUGAGGAAGCGAUGUGGCUGUGGGGAAUGUCGGUGGUUUGUGAGGUCUGGUUUGCUUUCUCAUGGCUAUUGGAUCAGGCCCCCAAAUUGCAUCCCAUUAACAGGCUCACGGAUCUCUGGGUACUGAAAGAGAAGUUCGAGACGGCGUCUCCGGCAAAUCCGACUGGUCGCUCCGACCUGCCCGCAACAGACUUCUUCGUCUCCACCGCCGACCCGGACAAAGAACCUCCACUGGUCACGGCAAACACGAUCCUCUCCAUCCUCGCCGUCGACUACCCGAUUGAAAAAAUAGCCUGCUACGUCUCCGACGAUGGCGGCGCUCUGCUCACCUUCGAGGCCAUGGCAGAAGCGGCGAGCUUCGCAAAUGUAUGGGUGCCCUUCUGCCGCAAACAUGACAUCGAGCCUCGAAACCCGGACAGCUACUUCAACGUGAAGGGGGACCCAACGAAGAACAAGCGACGGUCGGAUUUCGUUAAGGAUAGGAGGAAGGUGAAGAGGGAGUACGAUGAGUUCAAGGUCAGGAUUAACAGAUUGCCGGACGCAAUUCGACGGAGAUCCGAAGCGUUUAAUGCGAGGGAGGAGAUGAAGAUUCUGAAGAUUGUGAAGGAGACGGGGGAUUUCGACCCGACCGAGCCCAUCAAGAUUCCGAAAGCCACGUGGAUGGCUGAUGGAACGCAUUGGCCGGGGACUUGGACGGCGCCUGCUUCCGAUCACACGAGAACUGACCACGCCGGCAUCCUUCAGGUGAUGCUUAAACCUCCGUCGAACGAGCCGCUGUACGGGCUCGCCGAAGAGGGGGACCUGAGGAUGGACUUCAGCGACACCGACAUCCGUCUCCCCAUGCUGGUCUACGUCUCUCGGGAGAAACGUCCCGGCUACGACCACAACAAGAAAGCAGGAGCGAUGAACGCCCUCGUUCGAGCCUCCGCCAUCAUGUCCAACGCCCCCUUCAUCCUCAACCUCGACUGCGACCACUACAUUUACAAUUCCCGCGCCAUCCGCGAAGGCAUGUGCUUCAUGAUGGAUCGCGGCGGCGAGAACAUCUGCUACAUCCAGUUCCCCCAACGCUUUGAAGGCAUCGAUCCCUCCGACCGCUACGCCAAUCACAACACCGUCUUCUUCGACGGCAACAUGCGCGCCCUCGACGGCAUACAGGGCCCUGUUUAUGUCGGCACUGGAUGCCUCUUCCGCCGCUUUGCUCUCUACGGCUUCGAUCCUCCUUCCAUCACCGAUUAUACCCGCCGGACGAUUCGCCCCUCUCCGGAUCUCGAUGAUGCGGAGAUGCAGCAGAGGCCUCUCACCGCCGCUGAUUUCGACGAUGACCUUGAUCCCAAUCUUCUUCCCAAGCGGUUCGGAAACUCUGCUGCACUCGCGGAAUCCAUUCCCAUAUCGGAGUUUCAGGGGAGGCCGCUUGCCGAUCAUCCGGCCGUCAAAUAUGGAAGACCUCCGGGCUCACUUGUUGUUCCCCGUACGCCGCUCUAUCCGGCCACAGUGGUAGAGGCUAUCUCCGUCAUUUCUUGCUGGUAUGAAGAUAAAACAGAGUGGGGAGAUCGGGUGGGAUGGAUCUAUGGCUCCGUGACGGAAGACGUGGUCACCGGCUACCGCAUGCACAACCGCGGCUGGCACUCCGUCUAUUGCAUCACCAAGCGCGACGCAUUCCGCGGAUCUGCUCCGAUCAACCUCACCGAUCGCCUCCACCAAGUGCUCCGAUGGGCCACCGGAUCGGUCGAGAUCUUCUUCUCCCGCAACAACGCUCUCAUCGCCACCCGUCGCCUCAAGUUUCUCCAGCGCAUCGCGUACCUCAACGUCGGCAUCUACCCUUUCACCUCCGCCUUCCUCCUCAUCUACUGUUUCCUCCCCGCCCUCUCCCUCUUCUCCGGCCAAUUCAUCGUCCAGACCCUAAAUGCGACUUUCCUUAUCUACCUCCUCACCAUCUCCGUCUCACUCAUCGGCCUUGCCAUCCUCGAGGUCCGAUGGUCCGGCGUUGGGCUUGAGGAGUGGUGGCGCAACGAGCAGUUCUGGCUUAUUUCUGGAACCUCCGCGCAUCUCUAUGCGGUGGUUCAGGGACUUCUUAAGGUCAUGGCUGGGAUCGAGAUUUCUUUCACGCUUACCUCCAAGUCGGCGGCGGAGGACAAUGAAGAUAUAUUCGCCGAUCUUUACGUCGUCCGGUGGACCUCGCUGAUGAUCCCGCCGCUUACGAUUAUGAUGGUGAACAUCAUCUCCAUUGCAUUCGCCUUCGCGAGAACCAUUUACAGCGAGAUCCCGCAAUGGAGUAAGCUCAUGGGCGGCUCGUUUUUCAGUUUCUGGGUGCUGGCGCAUAUGUACCCAUUUGCCAAGGGAUUGAUGGGGAGAAGGGGGAAGACGCCGACAAUUGUGUUUGUGUGGUCGGGGCUGAUUGCGAUAACCCUAUCUUUGCUUUGGAUUUCCAUAAGCCCGCCCAAGGCCUCCGGCACGGUGGUCGCCGGCGGCGGCGGCGGCGGCGGAUUCCACUUCCCCUGAUCUGUGUAAUAAUUUGAGAAUUUUGAUCCUUCUUCUUCUUCUUCGAUCGAAAGAUUGAAUUUUUAAUUAGUUCAUUUUUUAUGGUUGGCGGGAUAGAUCGCAUCUGCUUAAUCCGAGUGCUGGAGGAGUAUUUGUGGUGAAUGGCGCCUUACAAAAGUUUGAGAUUGAGGCUUUUAGAUUGCUGAUUUAGACACACUUGCAGAGAAAAUUGGAUUCAAGUGUAUGUUUAUUAUUCUUUUGGUGUAAUUUUUGUG
This is a messenger RNA of Phalaenopsis equestris, 3958 nucleotides long. Its product is annotated as cellulose synthase-like protein D4. Gene Ontology annotation, molecular function: cellulose synthase (UDP-forming) activity; mannan synthase activity. Gene Ontology annotation, cellular component: plasma membrane; trans-Golgi network. Bases 231 to 3704 code for a protein of 1157 amino acids. Gene Ontology annotation, biological process: cellulose biosynthetic process; plant-type primary cell wall biogenesis. The record is from RefSeq and is a predicted model, not a curated record. Lineage: Eukaryota; Viridiplantae; Streptophyta; Magnoliopsida; Asparagales; Orchidaceae. The transcript is spliced from 5 exons.